Molecule: messenger RNA, 7000 nt
Organism: Linum trigynum
Lineage: Eukaryota; Viridiplantae; Streptophyta; Magnoliopsida; Malpighiales; Linaceae
Source: the annotation of a GenBank genome assembly
UUCUCAACUCCUUGCUAGCUUAGAAGUUAGAAUCUCACUUCUCAUUAGCUAUACCUUGACCUUCAACGAUAUUAAUCAAAUGACAGUUAUUGCAGGUACAGUACAGGUUUCAUGUAUACAUAUAUCAUUCACCCAUGUGCUCCCUUUGUCAAUUCCGUUCAGUUAAUGCAGUCUUAGAGUAGAGAUCUAUCAAGAACCAGUUGGUACUAAUAACUCGAAUUGUUGAAAGAGGUUCAAUCGUGUAUCAUAUACCGUUUUCUAACAAGAUCUGGUGGAGAUGAGGCCACAUAGCACCGGCCACAAAAAAACAGAGCCAUCAUACUCUGCUCUAUGUCUAUGGCGCUAUCUUUGUAAAGUUGUUUGUUCUUUUUACCUUAGAGAGAGACUUUGGAUUCGUGAGGACAGGGAUGAAGUACUGCUGGAGUAAUUACUCGAUCUUAUUGGUCCUAAAAGGUCCAAAUGUAUGUGUACACUCUCUCUUCGAUCUCUUUGGCAUUCAAUUGCAUGGGGGCUCGUGGAGCCUUGUGCAACCACUCCUCAAUGUCAAUGGCUCAAAGUCAUUCAUAAGGGCUUGAAGUUUGCACAGGUUUGAAGACAAGAAUACCAUGUGCUUAACAAAUGGGGGUCACCGGGAAUCGAACACAAGACCUCUCGGUCACAGCAGACUCUGAUCCCAUGUCAAGAACCAGUUGCUCCCAAUAACUCGAGUUUUGAGAGAGGUUCAAUCGUGGAUCAUAUACUAUUCACUAACAGUGUUGAGCUCGAUUGAUCGAACGAAUACGUAAAAAGCGUAGCGCGACAAAGUGAUGUUUGAAGUUCAGCGUCUGACGUAAUGAUCGAGUACUAAGAUAUGGUAGAUUGACGAGCAUGUUCUUGUGUUUUUUUUUCCUGUCUCGAAUCGAGAGAUUUAUGGGUUUGGAUUUCUUUUUUUUUAUUCAUCAUAAAGUUUGUAGUUUGUGUCACUUAAUUACGUACCCUAAUCUAUCCUUAUUGGUGAAAACAGAGAGGAUAAUCGGUGAAAAUUCGAUGGAUUUUAAUAAUUACAGCACAAGCUCAACCGACAUCGUAAAAACGUGAUGCAAAGUACCAUUUUGGAGCCUCAGAUCUAACAAAAAUGAGUAUGUACGUAGAUGAACAUGAGUCGACCACUAACAGUUUCUUGUGUGUGUACUAGUGUGAUGCAAAGCGAUGUCUGAGUCUCUGAUCUAACAAAAUGAGUCUGUAGACGAACGAGAGCCGACCACUAACAGUUCUUGCGUGUUCUGAAUUUUCUUUCUCGAUUCGAGAGGUCGAUAAAUUUAAGAGAUCCAUAUCAACUGGCAUUUGAUUGCAAGUUGAAGAAGAUUAGAAGAAUUAUUUGAGAGGAGGGUUAAAGAUCUUAAAGUUGAAGGUUUGGAAGAAGGAUGCCAAAGGAAUAUUCCUUUUGGGAUUAGCUAGCUUUCCCUUUCAUCCCCAAAACAUCAUCAUAUAAUUAGCCACAUUCCAACUCCACCUUGACCACAUGAAAGAGUAGAAAUCUUCACCUUGCUAUUGGCUGGCUGGUAAUUCUCCUGUCAACUUUCGUCGCCAUGUCAAAGAGUACGACUUGCCGUCUCCAAAUCUUCAUAUUGGAUCUGUAAUUCUAUAUACAAUAAAUAAUAUCACAUUUUUAGUAACCAAAAACCAACUAAUUUGGAGCCCAACAUUUAACAUCUUCUGGUAUGCGUCUUCUUUGGUUCUUCUCCACAUAUGGCAUCCUAUGAAAUAUGUUAGUUAGGGAUAGGGCUGAUAAAUGGUUAGUCGGUUAUUGAUGCAAAUUGAUAAUGGUGGUUAGUACGUGGUUAAUCGAUAACCGAUAAUUCAUUAGUGGUUCAGUUAUCGGUUAGUUGAUUUUGCUCAGUGAUUAACCACUAAUCGAUUAGUUGGUUGCUAGUAUAAUUAGACACUUCAUUUUGGGUUCUGGCCGGCUAAUACGAAAAGUCCUAAGACUCAAAACCAACCAAAGUUGCAAUUUCAAACAUUCCCGUUCUCACCUAUCGCAAACAACCUUCCACCCAAAGUCUCAAAUCUCUUCAUAGAGUCAGAACAGGAAAGCCACCCCUCUCUCGGCUCUCCUUUUGGUUAUUGGUUAACCACUAAUCGCCAAAUUGAGUAGUGAUUAAUCGAACCAAACCGACUAGCACCCCCUAGUUCGAGAUCCUUUGACCCAUUAUAUAUAGGCGAAGGUAGCAAUUCUGUAUGCAUACCAAAUCAAUUCGAAUUGAGCAAAUAUUUGGAACUAGAAUAUGAUCACAAGAUCAAUACAUAGUUUCAUUUCGUUCCGCGUCUCAAAGUUAUGAUUCCUUUUUCUUUGUAUGGAUCGAUCUUAUUGAGUUUUAUAGAACCCAAUAAAACUAGUAUAAUUUUGAUCGGAUUGUGGUCCUCACAUUUCCUACCUUUUAAUUUUAUCUCUAACUUGACAAGAUGGACACCCAUGUUAUUUGUGGUCCUGCUUAUUUUCACAUAUUUGUCAUUCAUGUUUCAUAAACUAAGUUCAAUCAUAUCAUACUUUGUGGCUUGUCACUUAAUUGAGCAAUACCUAGUCAUUUGGUAUGCUAGGAAGCCUGCUAGGCUGCUACUAAUUUCAUAUAUACCAAGAAAGACACACUCAUCAUACGAAGAUGACAAAAUAUUUAUAGGCCACUCGACGAUCAUUUUGUCUAUGUAAUAUCAAUGCCAUUUUAUCAUUAGAAACUACUCGAGAUCAUGUAACUAGAUCGAGCAUUGCAAAUCUAGGAAUACUGAUUGGACAGGGGGAACUUGUUUCCAUUGUUGAACAAAUCUAUGUCUGUGAAGGAUUAAGAUUAGCUCUCGUUGAAGAUAUACAAAAUCCUUUAUCUUAUCAAGAUUCUAAUAUGACCAAGAAUUCUUGUCUGACUUUGGAGUGGGAACACCCUUACCAACAUUAUCACUUGGAAAAUGUUAACCAUGGCGUUGUGAUUUCAAUCCACAUCUAUCUUUUGAUGCACUCAUAUUUGUUAUUGUGGAAUGUCAAUCUCUCGUGGUGGCCUAUGAAGAACAACAACUUGAUGAGCUCUUGCUUCCACGUGAUUCACCAUGUUCAUUAGUUGCAAGCAAACCGUCAGCCAGCCGCAUUGUACAAGGAGAAAACAAUCAUUAAAAUGCAACUAUAAUACGAAAAAUCGUACCAACAACAAUGAAUACGAGAGAAAAGGUAGAGAUGGAAAUGUCGAAGCAGAGUGCAGGCCGUAGACGUUUGUCUGCUUGCUUGCUGUUUGUUGCCUACUCUGCUCUGUAAAUGAAAAACAAAACAAAAUAUCAAAAGGCAAAAAAAAAGGAAUGAAAUUUUUUCUGUUGUUCACUUGAUCCUCUAAAACAGAUUUAUACCAUCAUCACCUUCAAUUUCACCACUACCCACCAUUUCUUCCUCUUCUUCUUCUUCAGCUGCUUCCUUCCCUUCUUUCUUCACCUACUGUACGAAUCUCUGCCUUUUCAGCCCAUCCAGAGGCCAAACUUCUUUUCCCCACUCUGUUUCUCUGCCCCGCCAAACUCAUUACAAGCAACUCAGCAGCACUUCCUUUUUCCCUCGCUGUUCUUAUCUGUACGCCCUCUCUAUCUCCUUCAAUCAACAACCGGGCCUGACCCCGCCUUUUUCCUGUCCAAAGUAAUCAUCUUUAUCUCUAAUCAUGGCUUCUUCUUCUUCCCCAUGUUCAUAUCUCUAGAGGGUCUGUCCCAAUUUCUUAAUAAUAUUAUACUAAUUCAGGAUUCUGUUAAAGGGUUAUUAAUCAAAUGGGCAGUUUAUGUUUCCAUGUGAUGCAUACGUGUACAAUGGAAGUUGUUCAAUUUCAAUUUGUUUUUCUAACUCUUUUCCUGUUGACCCUUAAUUCAGUUCUCCCCCCUUCUUCUUCUACUGUUGCUUUCAACUUUGUUAACCUUAAUUCUUCUAGAGGGUUCGUCUGUUUUCUUCCAAUUUUCGGAAGUUUCACUAGUUUCUUUCCAACUUGGUAAGUUGGUUUUGCCAUCUGGGUUCUCUGGUCUUAUAUGUUAAGGUUCUGGGUUUGCCAUAUUCAAUUAUGGGUUCUUUGAGUUCUGGGAUUAAUAAAGAGGUGCUCUUUUUGGAUUCCUAGCGAAGGAAGUAAUUUGGAGAAGAAAGGGUAGGUAUGUUUUAGAAAGUAGCUCCACUUUGGCACUAUCCGUAAUCCCGUCGUGAUUUGCAACUAUUUUAUGACCACCUUUAUGGUGGUUGAUUGAAGAUGCUGUUGAGUGGAAGAAAAAGAGGAUAUAAAGCAAAUAGAGAGUAGCAUCUGGUUCACUACAGUCUGUCUGUCUCUCUCUUGGCUUGAAAAGCUUCUGAAUUCCACUGUUGUAGGAGGUGGGCUCAUUGGAUUUGAUCUCCAGCUAUUGGAUUUAAGGUUUAUGAAGCUACUAAAUCAGUAGUGCUUUUUCGUUGUUGCCUUUCCUUUUCUCUUUCAGUUUGGAUUGUUCCAUGUGGCUUUUUGUUUUCUUCAUUUUCCCAAGUUUGUCCUCAGCAGGUUCAUAUUUGGUUCUUGGCUGGCCCUGAAUGUUAUGAAUUGCAUUCUCUGAUCUGUUCCUCUUUGGUGGCAAUAUUUGGUAAAGCCAGAAAUAUGGCUUCUGAAUAGGCUAGUCAUGUAGGACAAGCUUACACAGUGUUGCUUACAUUCUGGUCGCCCACUUUCUGUGUGUGUUUCCCUGAUUGAUGUAUCUGUUGUCAAUGGUUCUUCUUCUAGCAUAGUAAUGUGUGAGUCAUAAUGAAGUGUCGCCUGGUGGGAACCUGCCUUAUUUGCACAGUGGAAAGGACCUUUGAGUCAGCUCUCUUUUGACUUUGGUUUAUUUUGUGUGCUUAUAAAUCCAUCAUGGCUAUGUUGUUCUAAGCUCAUGAGGGUUUCGAUCUGUUCCUUCACCACUGCUUGUUUCUUCUUUCUUCUUCUGAGCUAUAGAUGGAAGCUAUUAAGCUUUACACUUCUGCUCCAAAAGAUAGCAGGACCUGGAAAUUGAACCUGUUUAAUGCGUUCACGUUACUAAUAUUUAGCUGAAGUUGCCUUUCUGCCACUUACACUUUGACAUACAUUUCAGGAGUUUUGAGAAGUUUCGUACUUCGGGCUUUAGGAAGCUGAAUAGGUCAUCCAUAAUGAAUCAACCUAAAGUGAAGCGCAGAGUGGGCAAGUAUGAAGUGGGAAGAACUAUUGGUGAAGGAACAUUUGCAAAGGUGAAGUUUGCAAGGAAUUCUGAGACAGGGGAACCAGUGGCUCUGAAAAUACUUGAUAAGGAGAAGGUUCUGAAGCACAAGAUGGCCGAACAGAUCAAGCGGGAGGUAGCCACAAUGAAGCUCAUACAACAUCCACAUGUGGUUACAUUAUACGAGGUGAUGGGAAGCAAGACCAAGAUAUUCAUUGUUAUGGAGUUCGUGACCGGAGGAGAGCUUUUUGACAAAAUUGUGAAUCAUGGACGAAUGAGGGAAGAUGAAGCCAGGAGAUACUUCCAGCAACUUAUCAAUGCAGUUGAUUAUUGUCAUAGCAGGGGUGUCUUCCACAGAGAUCUUAAGCCUGAAAACCUGCUAUUAGAUGCCUACGGGAACCUCAAGGUUUCAGAUUUUGGUUUAAGUGCACUAUCACAGCAAGUCAGGGACGAUGGCUUGCUUCAUACAACUUGUGGGACACCAAAUUAUGUAGCUCCUGAGGUUCUUAAUGAUAGAGGAUACGAUGGAGCUACUGCAGAUUUGUGGUCUUGUGGCGUGAUACUCUUUGUAUUGCUAGCAGGGUACUUGCCUUUUGACGACUCUAAUCUCAUGAACCUGUAUAAAAAAAUUUCAGCUGCAGAGUUUACUUGCCCUCCUUGGCUCUCUUUGCCUGCCAUGAAAUUGAUUUCUAAAAUUUUGGAUCCAAACCCACUUUCUCGGAUAACAAUACCCGAGAUUUUGGAGGAUGAAUGGUUUAGGAAAAAUUAUCAACCGCCCGUGUUUGAGGAGAAAGAGCAGCAACCCAGCUUGGAUGAUGUUGAAGCUGUAUUUAAGGACUCCGAAGAACACCAUGUGACUGAGAAGAAGGAGGAACAGCCGACUUUUAUGAAUGCAUUCGACUUGAUUUCCAUGUCCAAAGGGCUGAAUCUUGAGAAUUUGUUAGAUGCCCAACAGCCGAUGUUCAAAAGGGAAACAAGGUUCACGUCCAGGGGCUCAGCGAAUGAGAUAAUCCACAAGAUUGAAGAAGCAGCGAAGCCUCUCGGUUUUGAUGUCCAGAAGAAAAACUACAAGAUGAGGCUUGAGAAUGUGAAAGCAGGCCGGAAAGGAAAUCUUAACAUCGCGACCGAGAUAUUCCAAGUAUCACCUUCUCUCCACAUGGUGGAAGUGCGGAAAGCCAAAGGCGACACCUUGGAGUUCCAUAAGUUCUACAAGAACCUCUCGACAUCCCUCGAUGAUGUGGUGUGGAAGACCGAGGAAUGAGAAGGACGUGCGAGAAGCGAACUGAAGCGUACCGAGAGAGCUGUAUAAUCAGUGCUUUUACCCUUGUCUCCUAGCCUGCCUUUGUACCAAGAGCUAUGCUGUAUCAUCGGUUCUAUAUCUUCAUUCUUUCUUUUUUUUUUGGCCUCCUUCCCCCUUAUUUGUUCUUCUUCUUUUUGGUAGAAUUAGCUUUAGCCAAUUUGAGAAGGCUUAGGAACAGCUAUGUUUCUCUUCCUGGGUCUGGCAACAUCAGUGAGUUAACACAGAUGUUGCUUAGCCAACGUUGUAUAUGGGUAAUGUUUCUCGAGUGUUGUAAGUUCUGACAAUCACCAAGUGCAACUUGAUUCUGCUCAAGAAAGAGAUGGUGAAAAAAAAUUGCUAGGAAUUCAAAACAUUUAUCUCGUCAUUUGAUUGUGUUGUCAUGGAUUGAAAGAACACAUAUCCAUAUGUCUUAUUAUUCCUGACAGGAGACUCUAUUAUCGGAAAAGAGUUUGCGAUGGUUCGAUGUCGUCUAGACUAGUCCGAAUUGGUAUAUAGAGCUGGAUCGAAAAAAAGAGAAUGAUGACU